Protopterus annectens (West African lungfish) is the source of this 1850-nucleotide messenger RNA. It is a transcript of the gene RLIG1, whose product is annotated as chromosome chr11.part0 C12orf29 homolog. Bases 188 to 1165 code for a protein of 325 amino acids. Gene Ontology annotation, biological process: response to reactive oxygen species. Gene Ontology annotation, molecular function: RNA ligase (ATP) activity. Lineage: Eukaryota; Metazoa; Chordata; Ceratodontiformes; Protopteridae. The record is from RefSeq and is a predicted model, not a curated record. The transcript has 7 exons.
GGGGUUGAGAUCCGUGCAACACCUCAAGCUGACAGCCGUAUUUUUAUACGCAAGUUACCCCUCACGUAAUAAGAACUACGUUUCCCAUAAACACACGCGGUAAAGAAACGUCAGUUCCGGGGGCAAACACUAGUCUUCUGUGAUUGAGUAGGAUGUUUCUUGCAGCCUUAGGUUCUUUAUUGGUGACAUGCAACGUUUAGGAUCUGUGCAGCAGAAAAUUCCAUGCCUUUUUCUUACAGACGUGAAGGAUGAUCCUUCAACUAAACGGGAAUAUCAGCCCUUUAGGGUGCUUGCAACUGAACAGAUUAACCCUAAGGCAUUAGACGGAGACAUAUAUAAUGCCAUUCCAACAGAAAAGGUGGAUGGAACAUGUUGUUGUAUUACUAGACACAAAGGGCAGCCAUACCUGUGGGCUCGCUUGGACAGAAAGCCCAAUAAACAAGCAGAGAAGAGAUUCAAGAAUUUUCACCGCUUAGGCAGUUCUAAAGAAUUUAUUUGGAAUGUAGAGCAGGAUUUCAAAACUGUCCCAGAUUCCUGGAUUCCUGCAGCAAAGAUGUUACAGUUAAAUGGAAAUGUACAACCUGAUGAAAAUGGCCACAUUCCAGGCUGGGUUCCUGUAGAAAAAUACAGCAAGCAGUAUUGCUGGCAUUCUUCUGUGGUAGACUACGAAGCAGAGGUUGCACUAGUUCUGAGACCUGAAUCAAGUGAGCAGAAUCUUCUAGAAAUCACCAUUGUGCCACUGUCUGAUCUUCUAGAGCAAACCGUGGAACUUAUUGGCACAAAUGUUAAUGCAAAUCCAUAUUCACUGGGGAGUAAGAAGCACCCGAUUCACCUCCUUGUUUCACAUGGAACGAUUCCAGUACAGAACCCCCCAGCACUGAAUCAGAAGGAUCUCAUUUCUUGGUUUCAGGAGAGUAAAGAAGGAGAAAUAGAAGGAAUCGUUUGGCACUGUACUGAUGGGACAUUAGUAAAGAUUCAUCGGCACCAUCUUGGAUUAAAAUGGCCGUUACCUGAUACCUAUCUGAGUUCUCACCCAGUUGUAAUCAAUGUUGACCUCUCUACAUUUGAACAUGAUUUUGAAUCAAAAUCUUCUUUUACUAAUUUCUCAAAACUGAAUGGACAGAGAUUUGAACAUCUUAAAGACAUUCACUUUGAUAAUGCUUAAGAUCAGGAGGAAUGAACAAAUGCACUUCUGGAAGCUUUCAGUGCUAUGUACAUAUAUGUUUUGACAUUCCACAAAAAAAUUUCUGCUUGGCAGAAUAAAACAUCUCCAUUGUUACUUCUGUAGGCCUCUGCAGUUAGGGAAUUGUGAAUUAUAAAAAAAAAUCUGUGGUCUUGUAAAAUGGUACAUCUUUAUCUGGUUAAAACUAAUUUAAUUGACCAUUGUUACUUAUCAUUAAAAUACUGUUAUGUCUGUGGUAUUGUUUAAGUUUAGAAAUAUUUCCACAGUCACGUGUUAAUAUUUUAUGGAUGGAGUCACUGUGCUUUUUAAAUACAGCUGCAUAAAUCAUACCCAUAGUCAAAGAAAUGUACAAAAAGCAGUCCAUCAGAUGCUUAAAAAGAGCAACUUUGGCAUGAAGUUUUAUAAAAGCACUUUUGACCAUUUAAAUUUACUGUAAUUUCGUUUUUCCCAGGAGUAAAAUGCUGUUUGGUAAUACACCAAAAAGUUUUGAUAUCAAGAAUGUUUGUUUUUAUAUUUUGUUUGUUUGCUAUUGAGGGCCACUACAACAACAAAAUAUGUUAUUGGAGUUCUGUAUUUCAGUGUGGUCAAGGUACGUUGAUGAAAAUGAAAGUGCUGCUUUGACAAGACUUAAAAUAACUAAAUAAAAAUAGAAGUCUGGUCUUCUAAA